This is a messenger RNA of Entrophospora candida, 198 nucleotides long. Lineage: Eukaryota; Fungi; Glomeromycota; Glomeromycetes; Entrophosporales; Entrophosporaceae. The record is from the annotation of a GenBank genome assembly.
AUGAUUCUAUUUGAAAAUCCGACAACCUUAUCAUCUGAAAAUACACCUUUAUCCGGAUGGUUGGUAAUUCCUAGAGACCCCAGAUAUAUGCGGCAACAAACAUUAAAUUAUGCAUGCACCCUUGCUGAAACUAUGUUGGAAGAAUUGGGUAUUAUGGCAGAAGUUCAAGUUGAUAAAAACUUGGUUCUCAAACUUUAA